Messenger RNA from Camelina sativa (false flax), 1190 nucleotides. RefSeq lists its product as uncharacterized. The record is from RefSeq and is a predicted model, not a curated record. Gene Ontology annotation, biological process: cold acclimation; response to abscisic acid; response to water deprivation. Lineage: Eukaryota; Viridiplantae; Streptophyta; Magnoliopsida; Brassicales; Brassicaceae. Gene Ontology annotation, cellular component: cytosol.
UGCUCAAUUCCUAUCCAAAAUGAAAAUUGCGGUUCUAUAAAAGUAUCAUCCAAGAGCUCAUUUAAUCUUCAUCGAUCAAAAGUCCUAAGUUCCAUCAAAAAACAAAGUUUUCUAUAUAUCUAAGAAAAGAGUCAGAAGUUUAUUUUGAGUCGAAGAAAGAAAAUGGAUUCUUACCAGAACCAAUCCGGAGUGCCAAAGAAGGGAAUUACUGAGAAAAUCAUGGAGAAGCUCCCAGGUCAUCAUGCUCCUCAUCACACUGGAGGAGCCAACCCUGCUUAUGGUGCUACUAGCGCUGGCGGUGUUCACCACAAGAAGCAAGGAAUGACGGAGAAGAUUAUAGAUCAGGUGACUCCCGGCCAUCAUGGAACUCAUCAAACUGGUUACGGUGCUACUAACACUGGUGGUGUUCACCACGAGAAGCAAGGGAUGACCGAGAAGAUCAUGGAUCAGGUGACGCCAGGCCAUCAUGGUGGAUCACACCAGACUGGAACCCACACGGGUUAUGGUAACACUGGCGGUGUUCACAACGAGAAGCAAGGGAUGACAGAGAAGAUUAUAGAUCAUGUGACGCCAGGCCAGCAUGGAACUCAUCAGACUGGUUACGGUGCUACUAACACUGGCGGUGUUCACCACGAGAGGAAAGGGAUGACGGAGAAGAUUAUGGAUCAGGUGACGCCAGGCCAGCAUGGUGGAUCACACCAGACUGGAACCCACACGGGUUAUGGUAACACUGGCGGUGCUCACCACGAGAAGCAAGGGAUGACGGAGAAGAUUAUGGAGACACUUCCAGGUCAUCAGGGGUCUCACCAAACUGGUACUCACGCGGGUCAUGGUGCUACACACACUGGUGUAGUUCACCACGAGAAGAAAGGUAUAGUUGAAAAAAUUAAAGAUCAGUUGCCUGGUCAUCAUGGAACCCAUCAAACUGGAACCACUACGGGUUAUGGUAAUACUGGAGUUGUUCACCACGAGAAAAAGAGUACGAUGGAUAAGAUCAAAGAGAAGCUUCCUGGUAGUCACUAAACUAGAAUCAUUUUAACAAGUUGUUUAAUUUGAGAAUAAUUAAGUAUCCUGGACCUGUAUUGUAUUGUUUUUUUAAUAUGAUGCUUUUAAAUAAAGCGCGUUUAUGCGUAUAUGUAUGUGAUUCGGUCGUUGAUUUAAUAUGAAGUUUCCACUUUUGAUUUCGUUUA